AUGGGAUCAUCAGGUGCUGGUAAGACUACGUUGUUGAAUUGUUUGUCAGAAAGAGUGACUACAGGUGUUAUUUCUGAUGGUGUUAGGAUGGUUAACGGACAUUCGUUAGACUCAUCAUUCCAAAGAUCUAUUGGUUACGUCCAGCAACAAGAUUUACAUUUGCCUACCUCCACUGUUAGAGAAGCAUUAAGAUUUUCGGCACAAUUGAGACAGCCAAGCUCAGUUAGCACCAAAGAGAAGAACGAUUACGUAGAGUACAUCAUUGAUUUAUUGGAUAUGUUUCCAUAUGCUGAUGCCUUAGUUGGUGUUGCAGGUGAAGGUCUUAAUGUUGAGCAGCGUAAGAGAUUGACCAUUGGUGUUGAGUUAGUUGCCAAACCAAAGUUAUUAUUAUUUUUGGAUGAGCCUACUUCAGGUUUAGAUUCUCAAACAGCUUGGUCCAUUU
Debaryomyces fabryi is the source of this 442-nucleotide messenger RNA. RefSeq lists its product as uncharacterized. The annotation marks the transcript as partial. Gene Ontology annotation, molecular function: ATP hydrolysis activity; ATP binding. NCBI's taxonomy places the organism in Eukaryota, Fungi, Ascomycota, Pichiomycetes, Serinales, Debaryomycetaceae. The record is from RefSeq and is a predicted model, not a curated record. The transcript has a single exon.